GGGGCCGGGCGCCGAGCGGGGUCCGUGGAGACCGCGCCGCUCGGGCGAUGCCCGCGGGGACGCCGCUGGCCAGCGGAGCGAGGUGCUGCCGGCCGCCACCAUGACCGAGGGCGCACGGGCCGCCGACGAGGUCCGGGUGCCCCUGGGCGCGCCGCCCCCUGGCACUGCGGCGGCGGUGGGGGCGUCCGCGGAGAGCCCCGGGGCGCCGGGACGCGAGGCGGAGCGGGGGUCCGAGCCCGGCGUGUCACCCUCCGAGAGCCCGGCGGCCGAGCGCGGCGCGGAGCUGGGUGCCGACGAGGAGCAGCGCGUCCCGUACCCGGCCUUGGCGGCCACGGUCUUCUUCUGCCUCGGGCAGACCACGCGGCCGCGCAGCUGGUGCCUCCGGCUGGUCUGCAACCCGUGGUUUGAGCACGUGAGCAUGCUGGUAAUCAUGCUCAACUGCGUGACCUUGGGCAUGUUCCGGCCCUGUGAGGACGUUGAGUGCGGCUCCGAGCGCUGCAACAUCCUGGAGGCCUUUGACGCCUUCAUCUUCGCCUUCUUUGCGGUGGAGAUGGUCAUCAAGAUGGUGGCCUUGGGGCUGUUCGGGCAGAAGUGUUACCUGGGUGACACGUGGAACAGGCUGGAUUUCUUCAUCGUCGUGGCAGGCAUGAUGGAGUACUCGUUGGACGGACACAACGUGAGCCUCUCAGCUAUCAGGACCGUGCGGGUGCUGCGGCCCCUCCGCGCCAUCAACCGCGUGCCUAGCAUGCGGAUCCUGGUCACUCUGCUGCUGGACACGCUGCCCAUGCUGGGGAACGUCCUUCUGCUCUGCUUCUUCGUCUUCUUCAUUUUCGGCAUCGUUGGCGUCCAGCUCUGGGCUGGCCUCCUGCGGAACCGCUGCUUCCUGGACAGUGCCUUUGUCAGGAACAACAACUUGACCUUCCUGCGGCCAUACUACCAGACGGAGGAGGGCGAGGAGAACCCGUUCAUCUGCUCCUCGCGCCGAGACAACGGCAUGCAGAAGUGCUCGCACAUCCCCGGCCGCCGUGAGCUGCGCGUGCCCUGCACGCUGGGCUGGGAGGCCUACACGCAGCCGCAGGCCGAAGGGGUGGGCACUGCGCGCAAUGCCUGCAUCAACUGGAACCAGUACUACAACGUGUGCCGCUCGGGCGACUCCAACCCCCACAACGGUGCCAUCAACUUCGACAACAUCGGCUACGCCUGGAUCGCCAUCUUCCAGGUGAUCACGCUGGAAGGCUGGGUGGACAUCAUGUACUACGUCAUGGACGCCCACUCAUUCUACAACUUCAUCUAUUUCAUCCUGCUCAUUAUCGUGGGCUCCUUCUUCAUGAUCAACCUGUGCCUGGUGGUGAUUGCCACGCAGUUCUCGGAGACGAAGCAGCGGGAGAGUCAGCUGAUGCGGGAGCAGCGGGCGCGCCACCUGUCCAACGACAGCACGCUGGCCAGCUUCUCCGAGCCUGGCAGCUGCUACGAAGAGCUGCUGAAGUAUGUGGGCCACAUAAUCCGCAAGGUCAAGCGGCGCAGCUUGCGCCUCUACGUCCGCUGGCAGAGCGGCUGGCGCAAGAAGGUGGACCCCAGUGCUGUGCAAGGCCAGGGUCCCGGGCACCGCCAGCGCCGGGCGGGCAGGCACACGGCCUCGGUGCACCACCUGGUCUACCACCACCAUCACCACCACCACCACCACUACCAUUUCAGCCACAGCAGCCCCCGCAGGCCCGGCCCCGAGCCAGGUGCCUGCGACACCAGGCUGGUCCGGGCUGGUGCGCCCCCCUCACCACCUUCCCCAGGCCGCGGACCCCCCGACGCAGAGUCUGUGCACAGCAUCUACCAUGCCGACUGCCACAUAGAGGGGCCGCAGGAGAGGGCCCGGGUGGCACAUGCUGCAGCCACUGCUGCCGCCAGCCUCAAGCUGGCCACGGGGCUGGGCACCAUGAACUACCCCACGAUCCUGCCCUCAGGGGUGGGCAGCGGCAAAGGCAGCACCAGCCCUGGACCCAAGGGGAAGUGGGCUGGUGGACCGCCAGGCACCGGGGGGCACAGCCCCUUGAGCUUGAAUAGCCCUGAUCCCUACGAGAAGAUCCAGCAGGUGGUCGGGGAGCAUGGACUGGGCCAGGCCCCUGGCCAUCUGUCGGGCCUCAGCGUGCCUUGCCCCCUGCCCAGCCCCCCAGCAGGCACGCUGACCUGUGAGCUGAAGAGCUGCCCGUACUGCACCCGUGCCCUGGAGGACCCGGAGGGUGAGCUCAGCGGCUCAGAAAGCGGAGACUCAGAUGGCCGUGGCGUCUAUGAAUUCACGCAGGACGUCCGGCACGGUGACCGCCGGGACCCCAUGCAACCACCCCCUGCGACGGACACACCAGGCCCAGGCAGCCCCCGGCGGCGGGCACAGCAGAGGGCAGCCCCGGGCGAGCCAGGCGGGCUGGGCCGCCUCUGGGUUACCUUCAGCGGCAAGCUGCGCCGCAUCGUGGACAGCAAGUACUUCAGCCGUGGCAUCAUGAUGGCCAUUCUCGUCAACACGCUGAGCAUGGGCGUGGAGUACCAUGAGCAGCCCGAGGAGCUGACUAAUGCUCUGGAGAUCAGCAACAUCGUGUUCACCAGUAUGUUUGCCCUGGAGAUGCUGCUGAAGCUGCUGGCCUGUGGUCCUCUGGGCUACAUCCGAAACCCGUACAAUAUCUUCGACGGCAUCAUCGUGGUCAUCAGUGUCUGGGAGAUCGUGGGGCAGGCGGACGGUGGCUUGUCUGUGCUGCGCACCUUCCGGCUGCUGCGUGUGCUGAAGCUGGUGCGCUUCCUGCCAGCCCUGCGGCGCCAGCUCGUGGUGCUGGUGAAGACCAUGGACAACGUGGCCACCUUCUGCACACUGCUCAUGCUCUUUAUCUUCAUCUUCAGCAUCCUGGGCAUGCACCUCUUCGGCUGCAAGUUCAGCCUGAAGACAGACACCGGAGACACCGUACCCGACAGGAAGAACUUCGACUCCCUGCUGUGGGCCAUUGUCACCGUGUUCCAGAUUCUGACCCAGGAGGACUGGAACGUGGUCCUGUACAACGGCAUGGCCUCAACCUCCUCCUGGGCCGCCCUGUACUUCGUGGCCCUCAUGACCUUCGGCAACUACGUGCUCUUCAACCUGCUGGUGGCCAUCCUUGUGGAGGGCUUCCAGGCAGAGGGCGAUGCCAACAGAUCUGACACGGAUGAGGACAAGACGUCUGUCCACUUGGAGGACGACUUCCACAAGCUCAGAGAACUCCAGACCACAGAGCUGAAGGUGUGCUCCCUGGCCGUGACCCCCAACGGGCACCUGGAGGGACGAGGCAGCCUGUCCCCUCCCCUCAUCAUGUGCACAGCUGCCACGCCCAUGCCUACCCCCAAGAGCUCGCCAUUCCUGGACACAGCCCCCAGCCUCCCAGAUUCUCGACGUGGCAGCAGCAGCUCCGGGGACCCGCCACUGGGAGACCAGAAGCCUCCGGCCAGCCUCCGAAGUUCUCCCUGCGCCCCCUGGGGCCCCAAUGGCGCCUGGAGCAGCCGGCGCUCCAGCUGGAGCAGCCUGGGCCGUGCCCCCAGCCUCAAGCGCCGCAGCCAGCGCGGGGAACGUGAGUCUCUGCUGUCUGGUGAGGGCAAGGGCAGCACCGACGACGAAGCUGAGGAUGGCAGGGCCACGCCCGGGCCCCGUGCCACCCCGCUGCGGCGGGCCGAGUCCCUGGACCCACGGCCCCUGCGGCCGGCCGCCCUCCCACCUGCCAAGUGCCGCGACCGCAACGGGCAAAUGGUGGCCCUGCCCAGCGAGUUCUUCCUGCGCAUCGACAGCCACCGUGAGGAUGUGGCCGAGCUUGACGACGACGUGGAGGAUAGCUGCUGCCUCCGCCUCCAUAAAGUGCUGGAGCCCUACAAGCCCCAGUGGUGCCGCAGCCGCGAGGCCUGGGCCCUCUACCUCUUCUCCCCACAGAACCGGUUCCGCAUCUCCUGCCAGAAGGUCAUCACGCACAAGAUGUUUGAUCAUGUGGUCCUCGUCUUCAUCUUCCUCAACUGCGUCACCAUCGCCCUGGAGAGGCCUGACAUUGACCCCGGCAGCACCGAGCGGGUCUUCCUCAGCGUCUCCAAUUACAUCUUCACGGCCAUCUUCGUGGCGGAGAUGAUGGUGAAGGUGGUGGCCCUGGGGCUGCUGUCCGGCGAGCACGCUUACCUGCAGAGCAGCUGGAACCUACUGGAUGGGCUGCUGGUGCUGGUGUCCCUGGUGGACAUCAUCGUGGCCAUGGCCUCGGCUGGUGGCGCCAAGAUCCUGGGCGUUCUGCGCGUGCUGCGUCUGCUGCGGACCCUGCGGCCUCUGAGGGUCAUCAGCCGGGCCCCGGGCCUCAAGCUGGUGGUGGAGACGCUGAUAUCAUCACUCAGGCCCAUCGGGAACAUCGUCCUCAUCUGCUGCGCCUUCUUCAUCAUUUUUGGCAUCUUGGGUGUACAGCUCUUCAAAGGGAAGUUCUACUACUGCGAGGGCACCGACAUCAGGAACAUCUCCACCAAGGCACAGUGCCGGGCCGCCCACUACCGCUGGGUGCGGCGCAAGUACAACUUCGACAACCUGGGCCAGGCCCUGAUGUCGCUGUUCGUGCUGUCAUCCAAGGAUGGCUGGGUGAACAUCAUGUACGACGGGCUGGACGCCGUGGGUGUCGACCAGCAGCCUGUGCAGAACCACAACCCCUGGAUGCUGCUGUACUUCAUCUCCUUCCUGCUCAUCGUCAGCUUCUUCGUGCUCAACAUGUUCGUGGGCGUCGUGGUCGAGAACUUCCACAAGUGCCGGCAGCACCAGGAGGCGGAGGAGGCGCGGCGGCGUGAGGAGAAGCGGCUGCGGCGUCUGGAGAGGAGGCGCAGGAGUAAGGCGCUCCCGGUGGCGGCGGUGGUGGCGGGCACUUUCCCCAGCCCAGAGGCCCAGCGCCGGCCCUACUAUGCCGACUACUCGCCCACCCGCCGAUCCAUUCACUCGCUGUGCACCAGCCACUAUCUGGACCUCUUCAUCACCUUCAUUAUCUGCGUCAACGUCAUCACCAUGUCCAUAGAGCACUAUAACCAACCCAAGUCGCUGGACGAGGCCCUCAAGUACUGCAACUACGUGUUCACCAUCGUGUUUGUCUUCGAGGCUGCACUGAAGCUAGUGGCAUUUGGGUUCCGUCGGUUCUUCAAGGACAGGUGGAACCAGCUGGACCUGGCCAUCGUGCUGCUGUCACUCAUGGGCAUCACGCUGGAGGAAAUAGAGAUGAGCGCCGCGCUGCCCAUCAACCCCACCAUCAUCCGUAUCAUGCGCGUGCUCCGCAUUGCCCGUGUGCUGAAGCUGCUGAAGAUGGCCACGGGCAUGCGCGCCCUGCUGGACACUGUGGUGCAAGCCCUGCCUCAGCUGUGUCCCUGCUGUGUGCAGUGCGUGGCUUGGCUGGGCUGGCAGAGGUGGAUCCAGCCGCUGCCCUCUGGCCUCAGUCCUCUGGGCAAGACUCAUAACCGGGGCCACCUCCCCGGUGCACUUCCAGAGGCAGGGGCCGUGGAGAGCCGGAGGCAUCCAGGCAGAGGGCAGCAGGUGGCCAAGGUGGGGAACCUGGGCCUUCUUUUCAUGCUCCUGUUUUUUAUCUAUGCUGCGCUGGGAGUGGAGCUGUUCGGGAGGCUGGAGUGCAGCGAAGACAACCCGUGCGAGGGCCUGAGCAGGCACGCCACCUUCAGCAACUUCGGCAUGGCCUUCCUCACGCUGUUCCGCGUGUCCACCGGGGACAACUGGAACGGGAUCAUGAAGGACACGCUGCGCGAGUGCACCCGUGAGGACAAGCACUGCCUGAGCUACCUGCCGGCCCUGUCGCCCGUCUACUUCGUGACCUUCGUGCUGGUGGCGCAGUUCGUGCUGGUGAACGUGGUGGUGGCCGUGCUCAUGAAGCACCUGGAGGAGAGCAACAAGGAGGCACGCGAGGACGCGGAGCUGGAUGCCGAGAUCGAGCUGGAGAUGGCGCAGGGCCCCGGGGGUGCACGCCGGGUGGACGCGGACAGGCUUCCCUCGCCCCAGGAGAGUCCGGGCGCCAGGGACGCCCCAAGCCUCCUGGUCGCACGCAAGGUGUCCGUGUCCAGGAUGCUCUCGCUGCCCAACGACAGCUACAUGUUCAGGCCCGUGGUGCCUGCCUCGGCGCCCCACCCCCGCCCGCUGCAGGAGGUGGAGAUGGAGACCUAUGGGGCCGGCACCCCCUUGGGCUCCGUUGCCUCUGUGCACUCGCCGCCCGCGGAGUCCUGUGCCUCCCUCCAGAUCCCAUUGGCUGUGUCAUCCCCAGCCAGGAGCAGCGAGCCCCUCCACGCCCUGUCCCCUCGGGGCACAGCCCGCUCCCCCAGCCUCAGCCGGCUGCUCUGCAGACAGGAGGCUGUGCGCACCGAUUCCUUGGAAGGGCAGAUGGACGGCCCUAGGGACACCCUGGACCUUGCGGAGCCUGGCGAGAAAACCCCGGUGAGGCCGGUGUCCCAGGGGGGCUCCCUGCAGUCCCCAGCACGCUCCCCACAGCCCGCCAGCGUCCGCACCCGGAGGCACACCUUCGGACAGCGCUGCGUCUCCAGCCGGCCGGCGGCCCCAGGCGGAGAGGAGACCGAGGCCUCGGACCUGGCCGAUGAGGAGGUCAGCCACAUCACCAGCUCCGCCUGCCCCUGGCAGCCCGCAGCCGAGCCCCAUGGCCCCGAAGCCUCUCCGGUGGCCAGCGGGGAGCGGGACCUGCGCAGGCUUUACAGCGUGGACGCUCAGGGCUUCCUGGACAAGCCGGGCCGGGCGGACGAGCAGUGGCGGCCCUCGGCAGAGCUGGGCAGCGGGGAGCCCGGGGAAGCGAAGGCCUGGGGCCCCGAGGCGGAGCCCACUCUGGGUGCGCGCAGGAAGAAGAAGAUGAGCCCCCCCUGCAUCUCGGUGGAACCCCCCGUGGAGGACGAGGGCUCCGCACGGCCCCCCGCGGCGGAGGGCAGCAACACCACACUGAGGCGCAGGACCCCGUCCUGUGAGACCACCCCUCACAGGGACUCCCUGGAGCCCACAGAGGGCUCAGGCGCCGGGGGGGACCCUGCAGCCAAGGGAGACCGCUGGGGCCAGGCCUCCUGCCGGGCCGAGCACCUGACCGUCCCCAGCUUUGCCUUCGAGCCGCUGGACCUCGGGGGCCCCAGUGGAGACCCUUUCUUGGACGGCAGCCACAGUGUGACCCCAGAACCCAGAGCUUCCUCUUCAGGGGCCAUGGUGCCCCUGGAACCCCCAGAAACGGAGCCUCCCGUGCCCGUCGGUGACCCCCCAGAGAAGAGGCGGGGGCUGUACCUCACAGUCCCCCAGUGUCCUCUGGAGAAACCAGGGUCCCCCUCAGCCACCCCUGCGCCAGGGGGUGGUGCAGAUGACCCCGUUUAGCUGGGGGCUUGGUGUCGUACUCGGCUUUGGCACUGGGGUCUGGGGGCCCCGCUGGGGCGGUGGCCCAGGCAGAACCGUGCGUGGACCCUGACUUGGGUCCCAUUGUGAGCAGAGAGGCCCGAGGAGGAUGACAGCCCAGGCCCUGGUUCUCUGCCCAGCGAAGCAGGAGUAGCUGCUGGGCCCUGCCAGCCUCUGACCGUUCUGGUUCGGGCUUCUCCGAGUUUUGCUGCCGGCCGAGGCUGUGCGGGCGACUGGGUCAGCGUCCCGUCAUUAGAGAAGCCGCGUCUGUGGGAUGAAGACCAGGCACCUGCCAGCGAGGGGAAGGUACCAGGCUGCGUCCUCUCAGGCCUCGAAUUGUUACAGGACCCUCACUGGGGGCCCUGUGCCCUUGGCGGCAGCAGGUGCGGCCACCGCGGCCCAAUGUCACCUUCACUCACAGUCUGAGUUCUUGUCCGCCUGUCACACCCUCACCACCCUCCCCUUCCAGCCACCACCCUUUCCGUUCCGCUCGGGCCUUUCCAAAAGCGUCCUGUGACUCGGAGAUGGUGACACAUCACUAAGGAGCCGACCCCGUGGAGUAACGCGCCCGGCCCUGGUGCAAAUCAGGCCUGCCCUGCGUCUGGGGGCGCUGGCCGCGAGAUUCCCGUUGACACCUUUGUUUCGUGUGCUUUUAAAUUCAGGUUAAAUGUUGCAAUAAUCUGAUGCAGGAGACUCAGCUUUUGAAGGGAGGGGGCGGAGCGGAAUAAAUAGUAACUUAUUUAAGAA
Molecule: messenger RNA, 8140 nt
Organism: Symphalangus syndactylus (siamang)
Lineage: Eukaryota; Metazoa; Chordata; Mammalia; Primates; Hylobatidae
Gene: CACNA1H
Product: calcium voltage-gated channel subunit alpha1 H
Biological process (GO): calcium ion import across plasma membrane
Cellular component (GO): voltage-gated calcium channel complex; membrane
Molecular function (GO): high voltage-gated calcium channel activity
Source: RefSeq, a predicted model, not a curated record